AUGCCGACUCCAUUCGAGUUCCGUAAACGGUACCGAAAUUUCGUCGGUACUCAGGUUAGCAAAAGGCCUAGUAGCUCUGCUAGCCCGAUCCCUCCGCCGACAGGGAUACAGGCUUCAACAUCAAACUCUACAUUGGCAGUCAACAAUCCGCCUUCGCCGAGUCCAUUGCCCCCACCGGUUCCGUUGCCUGUGCAAAGAGAAAAUCCCGCCUUUGCCCUGGCUCUGAAAAAACACAUAGACGGUCUUUCCCCCGAGGAGCGACGAGUAUUCAACAACAGCAAUAUUACUAUCACAUCGGAUAGCCUCAUAGAAAGAAUUAAGGACUACGAUGAAACCCACAAAGGCUCGAGUAAUGCUCGCAGAUGGGCAUCUCGAAUCCAGGGAUUUUUAACCGCUGUUGACGGAUAUCUAAAACCAUUAUCGAUCAUGAUCGCACACAGUCCAGAGAUUUCUUCACUUGUUGUAGGGGGCGCGAAGCUCAUUAUCCAACUCGGACUGAGAUUUAUAAACUUCUUCAAUAAGCUGGCUGAGAUGAUGGAGCACUUGACCGGCCACUUAGGAUACCUAUCUCGAUAUGCCGACUACUUUAACGGAUCUAAGCUAAUACAAGAGGCACUUUCUGCUGCAUAUGGUGAUCUACUCAAGUUCUUCACAGGCGCAAGGGGGGUUUUCGUAGAUGAUAAGGGGAACCCCAGACGCUGGGUAUCAUUCCGAGUAUUCUUGCAGAUUACAUGGGAACCAUUCGAGGAUAAUUUCAAUUGUUUGCUCUCCGAAUUCAGGAAUCAUGUUGAAAUCGUGGUUCGGACAGCUUCUAUCGAAGAAUAUGAAUACCUACGCUCCGAAAAGCGAUUGGAGGAGGAGGAAAAAGAGGAUGAUAUCCGACAUAAAGUGCUAUCAUGGCUCUCAGAAUUGGACUUUGACCAUGAUCAUAACCGGAUAUUUUUGAAAAGGUAUCAGGAUACUGGGGACUGGCUUGUUGGGUCUCCGAAGUUUAAACAAUGGGAUGAUUGCAAAGAGUCUUCUUUAUUAUGGUGCCACGGAAGUCCUGGCGUUGGAAAGUCAGUUUUAGCAUCUCUUGUCCUAGAAACAAUUUCGACUAAAUAUUCUUUGGAUAGCCGGACUGGUCUCGCAUUUAUAUAUUUCAAUUUCCAGGAUCAAGGAUCUCAAAAAUACCUCAAAAUCAUUUCCACAAUCAUCAAACAGCUUGCUCGCAAAAAGAAAGUUCUACCAAGCGGCCUCAGACAAUUAUAUAAAACGUACCAUCGCGAUGCAAGAUUUCCAACCGAAGAGAAGCUCGAAUCUCAGUUUUUGGAUAUAUCGAAAACCUUCGAUCAAGUAUUUAUUAUCAUGGAUGCAAUGGACGAAUUCGAGGAACGAAAGGAAUUUCUCGCCAUGAUUGAAAAGUUUACUAAGGACUCUUCUAUGAGAUUCAAGGUCUUUGUGACGAGUCGCAGGGAGGGGGACAUUGAAGACGCUUUCACUCGGUGUGGAUUCUCCGUAAUCCAGAUUGAGGUAACAAAGGCCGACGCCGAUAUCGCCACCUUUGUUAAUUAUGAGGUCGAAAGGCGAACAAAAGAAAUGAGAGGGGUUACCAUUAGUCAAGAACUCAAGGAAAGAAUCAUAGGCACCCUAACAUCUAAAUCGGGUGGGAUGUUUUUAUGGGUUAAAUACCAAUUGGAUUAUAUUUACGAGCAACCAUCGGCCAAAGAUAUUUCCAUAGCUCUGGACACACUUCCGGUAGACAUGAAUGCAACGUACACCCGAAUUUUAAGAAGAAUCGACAAACAGGUUCCGGCCAAACGCGAGAUGGCCCGACAGGCUUUGAUGUGGGUCAUUUGCGCUAAAAGGCCGCUCAGCCAUAAAGAACUAGCAACCGCGGUUUCUAUCAAACCCGAAACAACAAAACACAGAGACUUGAAUCGGGUAGACGGCGCAGAAAUACUUCUCGAAGCCUGCUGUAAUCUGAUUAUUUUUGAGGGUGGUUAUUUUCGGCCUUUUCAUUACACGGUCCAAGAAUUCCUCACUUCCAUCGAUUCAAAGUUAAUUGAUAGCGUUGAUAUGACCUUUCUCCAAAAAUACGAAAUUACCAUAAAUAACCACGCAGAACUGGCAAAAAUCUGCCUCCAAUAUCUGUUAUUACCGGAAUUGGGCCGUGGAGAUAAUUGGUACAUGCUCGAGGGAUAUUUCCCACUGAUAAAAUAUGCAGCAGGUUUUUGGCAUAAGCAUGUCCACGACCUUCCUGAAUUACCAGAGCCCUUGGCUGGUUUAGUUGACAAGUUUUUCGAUAAUAACCAUGGAAAUAAUCUUCUAGCGGCUUUUCAGAUGGCUAGAAUGGAAUUUCGGGGGGCGGUGUCUAUCAACUCGUUGAAUUAUUGCUUAUCAUUCAAUAUUCUUCACCUCUUCGAAAGAUCUCAUCAAUUAGAGACUUCGAUCGCCAACCAUGAGAGUUACAAAGAAGCCCUACACCACGCUGCCUACGGAGGAUCAACACCAACCGUCGAACGCCUUGUGGAGAGAGGAUUCUCGAUCAAUUCUUACGACCAUAGAAAACAUACUCCACUGUGUCUUGCUGCUUCAGCUGGGAACACGGAGACAUCAAUGUUUCUAAUAGAGAAGGGGGCAGAUCUUUCUAUAGAGUGUGGGGAUUAUGGCAAUGCCCUGCAAGCAGCUGCAUUUGGAGGGCACCUAGAGACCGUACAGAUGUUCCUGGAUCGAGGGGCUGAUGUCAACGCUCAGGGUGGAGAGUACGGCAAUGCCCUGCAAGCAGCUGUACAAGGAGGGCACCUAGAGACCGUACAGAUGCUCCUGGAUCGAGGGGCUGACGUCAACGCUCAGGGUGGACGCUACGGCAAUGCCCUGCAAGCAGCUGCACAAGGAGGGCACCUAGAGACCGUACAGAUGUUCCUGGAUCGAGGGGCUGAUGUCAACGCUCAGGGUGGAUUCCACAGCAAUGCCCUGUAUGCAGCUGCAGAAGGAGGGCACCUGGAGACCGUACAGAUGCUCCUGGAUCGAGGGGCUGAUGUCAACGCUCAGGGUGGACGCUACGGCAAUGCCCUGCAAGCAGCUGCAUUUGGAGGGCACCUAGAGACCGUACAGAUGCUCCUGGAUCGAGGGACUGAUGCUCAGGGUGGAAAGUACGGCAAUGCCCUGCAAGCAGCUGCAUUUGGAGGGCACCUAGAGACCGUACAGAUGCUCCUGGAUCGAGGGACUGAUGCUCAGGGUGGAGAGUACGACAAUGCCCUGUAUGCAGCUGCACAAGGAGGGCAAUUGGAGACCGUACAGAUGUUCCUGGAUCGAGGGGCUGACGUCAACGCUCAGGAUGGAGAGUACGGCGAUGCCCUGUAUGCAGCUGCAGAAGAAGGGCACCUGGAGACCGUACAGAUGCUCCUGGAUCGAGGGGCUGAUGUCAACGCUCAGGGUGGAUUCUACGGCAAUGCCCUACAAGUAGCUGCACCAGGAGGGCACCUGGAGACCGUACAGAUGCUCCUGGAUCGAGGGGCUGAUGUCAACGCUCAGGGUGGAUUCUACGGCAAUGCCCUGCAAGCAGCUGCACAAGGAGGGCGCCUAGAGACCGUACAGAUGCUCCUGGAUCGAGGGGCUGAUGUCAACGCUCAGGGUGGAUUCUACGGCAAUGCCCUGCAAGCAGCUGCACAAGGAGGGCGCCUAGAGACCGUACAGAUGCUCCUGGAUCGAGGGGCUGAUGUCAACGCUCAGGGUGGAUUCUACGGCAAUGCCCUGCAAGUAGCUGCACAAGGAGGGCACCUGGAGACCGUACAGAUGUUCCUGGAUCGAGGGGCUGAUGUCAACGCUCAGGGUGGAGAGUACGGCAAUGCCCUGCAAGCAGCGCGUUACUCGAACUGUCAAGAUGUUCUUGAGUUGCUUGUGAAAGCCGGGGCCCGCGAAGAUAUCUCAAAUGAGGGACGCUCGAACUCUUAA
Molecule: messenger RNA, 3936 nt
Organism: Morchella importuna
Lineage: Eukaryota; Fungi; Ascomycota; Pezizomycetes; Pezizales; Morchellaceae
Exons: 5
Coding region: 1-3936 (1311 amino acids)
Molecular function (GO): protein binding
Source: RefSeq, a predicted model, not a curated record